This is a messenger RNA of Symbiodinium natans, 2091 nucleotides long. Lineage: Eukaryota; Dinophyceae; Suessiales; Symbiodiniaceae. The record is from the annotation of a GenBank genome assembly.
AUGCCUGAGAUAUCAUGGGGAGGCACGCAGAGUCAUUCCCGGCGCCUCUGCACGCUAAAGCUUUAUGGCACUUCGGAAGUCCUGCAAGUUCCCAUCGAGGUCACCACCAAGGUCUCUCAAAUCCGCCAGCUUCUGGGAUCCAAAUUGGGUGUGGAACCGGAGAGUUUGGCCUUCAUCGCAAAGGCCACCUCCAGCACCAAGGUCUUGCGAGACUCCGACGAGAUCCCCUCUCAGGAGAGCAGAGCCCAAAGCAGAGCUUUUAAAGCAGAGCCUAAAGCAGAGCCUAUGAAGAUUCCCUUCAGGGGCACCCAAGUGACGGUCCGGGGACCCAUGCGCAACUGGCAGAAGCAGAAGGCGACUUAUCCGCAUCCGCACUGCAUCAUCGGCGCAGGUCACGGAGGUCUGAAACAGGGCCUGGCGUUCCUGAAGGAUGGAAUUCAAGACUUUGUCAUCUAUGACAAGCUGGGGCGCCUUGGAGGUUUCGCGUGGGUCGUCAACGCGAAUCCAACCUCCAAGCUUCAAACGGAGCUGGGAGUAUAUCAUCUGCAGUACCACCCGGAUGCUCUGGUACCGAAGGACAUGAAGACGUGGCCGACUCGUGAUGACUUGUUGGAGCACUUCGAGCAUGUUUGCCGAGAGUACGGGCUACUGGGCCACAUCCACCUGAAUGCCGAAGUCACCCAGAUCGAACGCAGGGACCUCAAGCUCAUGGAGCCAGAGGCCUCGCCGCGCAAGUACGUCUACAAGGUCUCAGUGAAGAGGCCGAUGUUGAAGCCGGCGCCAGAAGCCCAUGAAGAAGGCAAGGAAGGCCAAGGGGAUGACAAGGCCACAGAGGAGAAUCAGGCGAAGGAAGCGAAGGAGGCGUUUGCAAUCUUUUUUGAGGAGGAGAGCCUGGAGGAGCCCACCGAGACCCAGCCUCUUGAGAACAUUCAGGUCCUGGACUUCUCCACCAUUGAGUGCUACCCCGGAGGUCUGUCUGAUAACCUGCGCAUGGAGUUCAAAGGGGAGGACGUUUUUGAGGGAAGCAUUGGAUAUGGCAUGUUCGACGAGGUUGACUACACAAAAGUCGCGAACUCGGCGGUGGCGAUUUUUGGCAUGGGCGCAUUUGGUAUUGAGAAUGUGAGAACUUGCCUGGAACACGGGGCAUCAAAAGUUACCCUCAUUUGCAGAAGGAGAAAUAUUGCAAUGCCGAGAGUUGUGGAUUGGUUCAUCAACCAGAGCAUUUACCCGCCACCUGCGGCCAUGGUGCUGGAUGCAAUGAAGCCAAUGUACGACUUUCUAGGGAUAGACGUCUGGAGCUUCUAUGCUGUUCAAGCUAAUGCUGACCGCACCGCUGCAACGAUCCGGCAGAAGUCUCGUGUUGGCAUCGGGGAUUUUUACUUUCUGGCGACAUAUUAUGGCAAGGCCGAGACUGUCGUAGGCGAAAUCAAGCGGCUUCGCACAACGGACAUUCUCAUGGAGUCGCAGGAGAGGGUUGAGGCUAAGCACUUCAUAAAAGUCCUGGGAUUCAAGGCGGACCCAAAGAUAGACAAGCUCUUCGGUACAAGGGAAAUGGUGGGCUUCUUCCCGAAUGGCGACUGGAGAACGUGGGUCUGGUGCGAGUUCCCUGGCAUUGAUGCCGGGAGAUUUGGGGGCACGUCGCUCUCGCCAGGAGCCAUAACAAACGCAGAGAUGAUGAAGUGGGCUGUCAACUAUCCUCGCGACAUACUCGCAUUACUGGACAGCAACCUUUUGCCUCGCCAGAAGGCGGACAGCAAAACGGGGAGACCGGCCUACCAGUUCGAGCCACGUGCGGGAGCCCAAAUCACGAUGGUCACUAUCGGGAGCAUCCCUGGUCUGGCUGAACUCCCGGAGAACGGGCCACUUCUGAAGCGGCAAAAGAUGCUGCUGCUACAUCCCAUGGAAGUGUACAUCGACGAGUGUGCCAAAGAAUGGUACGACUAUUGCGAGAUGUUCAAGGAGCGCGGCGAUGAUAGGCCGCCGCCCAGAUACCCGUACACCUACGCGUACGUAGGAGAGCUCUGCGAACGCAAUGACCGCGAGGGGCAGGAAGAGAGUGCUGCUAUGGCAGCUCGGGCUGCAGCCAAAUAG